Messenger RNA from Fonsecaea multimorphosa CBS 102226, 1674 nucleotides. RefSeq lists its product as uncharacterized. Bases 1 to 1674 code for a protein of 557 amino acids. The record is from RefSeq and is a predicted model, not a curated record. Gene Ontology annotation, biological process: transmembrane transport; carbohydrate transport. The transcript has 5 exons. Gene Ontology annotation, cellular component: membrane. Gene Ontology annotation, molecular function: carbohydrate:proton symporter activity. Lineage: Eukaryota; Fungi; Ascomycota; Eurotiomycetes; Chaetothyriales; Herpotrichiellaceae.
AUGGAUACCAAGACAUACGACAUCACCCACUCCGAGGACGUCGCUGGUGGAGGGCAGCAGCAGCGCGAAUAUGGCGACGUUCAAGGUACGGCGCGUAUCCACGCCUCGCGCAUGGAGGAGGCUCUCCUGAAAGAGAAGCCUAGACCACUGCGCAGGAGCUUCUUGAGACUGUAUGGCUGUAUCUUCAUUGCAUAUCUUUGCUCGGCGACCAAUGGCUUUGACGCAAACACUUUUGGUGGCCUGUCCGCGAUGCCACCUUUUAUCGACUUCUUCGGCAUCAACUCCAACAACCAGGGCUUGAUCGCGGCGCUCUAUGUCAUCGGAAACGUGGCCGGCUCCUUUUUCGCCGGCCCUUGCUCGGACAAGUACGGCCGGCGGGUGGGUAUGGCCAUCGGUUCUACGGUCUGCAUUGUCGGCACCAUUCUCCAGGCAGCUGCUCAGAAUCUCGCCACCCUUGAGGGCGGGAGGUUCAUCUUGGGCAUGGGCGCCGUGCUCGUGCAGACCGCGGGACCGAGCUACGUCGUGGAGAUGGCGUACCCGAAGUACCGUGGACAACUGACGGGAGGGUUUCAAGCCUGUUUCUUCCUGGGCACCAUCGUCUCCACUUGGCUUGAAUACGGGCUGUACUACAUCAACACCCAGUCUUCGUACAUUUGGCGACUCCCGCUAGCGGUGCAGGGUCUCCCGUCCAUAAUCAUACUGUGCUUUGUUGGGUUCAUCCCUGAGACGCCUCGAUGGCUGCUCGCCCACGAUCGAAUCGAAGAGGCGAAAGCCGUCUUGGUCAAGUACCACGGCGACGGCGACCCAGACUCGGUCGUCGUGCGGGUCGAGCUCGAAGAGAUGAUGGAGGUCAUCCGCAUGGACGGCGCAGACAAGCGCUUCUGGGACUUCCGCGAGCUCUUCAACACCAGGGCCGCGCGAUAUCGCACCUUUUUGGUCACAUGCAUCGCCUGGUUCGGCCAGCUCGAUCUCCCGCCCACGAGCUACUAUUUCCCCCUCAUGGCCAAGACGGCCGGCAUCACCAGCGUGCAUACCCAGCUGUUGCUGAACGCGCUUCAGACCCCGAUCAUGAUGGUCGCCGCUCUCUGUGGUCUUCGUUUCGUCGAGAAGCUGGGCCGUCGCAAGGUCCUGAUGGUUUCGAGCGCUGGCAUGUCCGCGUCGGUGGCCGUCAUCACGGCGUGCACUGCCAAUCAGGCAGGAAAGCCUGCAGUUGGGGCCACGGGAGUUGCUUUUCUCUACGUCUUUCUCGUCGUCUUUGCCUUUGCGUGGACGCCUAUGCAGUCCCUCUACCCAGCAGAAGUGCUGACAUUCACCGCGAGAGCCAAAGGCAAGUCUUAUCCCCAAGUGUUCACUCCUCCUCCCCCUCCCUCACCACUCUCCACGCGCCAUCGAGGCAUGGCAUACCUGAACUUCAUGGUCAACUGCGUCAACGUGCUCAACACGUACGUGCCGCCCGUGGCCAUCGCCAACUCCGGAUGGCGCUUCUACAUCUUGUACGUGGUCUGGGACGCCUUUGGUGUUGUUAUUAUCUAUUUCUUCUUCGUCGAGACUCGGGGCCGCAGCCUGGAGGAGCUCGACGAGCUGUUCGAGAGCGAGAACCCCAAGAAGGCCAGCUUGGCGUACAAGCAUGUCGUCAUCAAGAGUGAUGGCACCAUCAAGGACGCACUGGAGUGA